Messenger RNA from Zingiber officinale, 1811 nucleotides. Its product is annotated as proteasome assembly chaperone 4-like. Lineage: Eukaryota; Viridiplantae; Streptophyta; Magnoliopsida; Zingiberales; Zingiberaceae. The record is from RefSeq and is a predicted model, not a curated record. The transcript is spliced from 7 exons. Bases 430 to 918 code for a protein of 162 amino acids. Gene Ontology annotation, biological process: proteasome assembly.
AGUUGGUUGGUGAAAGCUGAGAAGUUGAGUUAGGGUUUUGGUAUCAUCGUUCAGGUCGCUGCGAGCUCUCCCUUUCCUUUCUCUCGCACGUUGGAUCGCCGGAGCUGUUGCAGUCCUCCGCUCGCGUCGCCGCGCGAAGAUUCCUCUGCAUUCGCGCUGCCUCUGACCGCCGGCUACACUUGUCGUCGCAGCCCACGCUUACGCCGCUGGAAGACUCCGUCGGAAGACUGCGUGUCGUUGUUUUCUGCUCCUCGGAGAAUUAGAAGCAGCAAGUCCUUUCCCUUAGUUUGAAAACGUCCGUAUCGGCGAGAACGUGUGGUACUUUCGUCCUCGGGUGAUCAAAUCGACCACAGCAGCAAGGGACCAUUUUUCGUCCACGUUCCUUUGCCUUGUUAAUUUUGGCGAAUCCCAUCGGAGAUUUGACUCAGUAUGGCUUCUAAAGAAUUAGACACAAGUUUUUCAGAGCUACUUGUAACAGAGGGUUCUGAUUCUGUUGGGCAAAGUAACAAAUUGGAGGGUCAAGGAUCAAAUGAUGAUGCUCAAAUAACUUGUUUUACAGAAGAUCUGCAUGAUGUGACAUUCCAUUUUCAGAUUAUAAAGCUAACAAAGCAGAUAUAUGUAUGGAUUGGAUGUAACACUGCUAAGUUUGGACAUUUGUAUGCUGCAGCAAUAACUAGACCGAAUAAAACAGUAGCUGUUACUCCAGUUCUAGGAGGCACUUCUGACAACACUGGGUCUGGCAUUGCUCGUCGAUUAGUGUUAAAGACUGGCCUCAAUAUAAUUGUGGCAUGCAAUAUUCCAAAAGACAGCCCCACGCUUGAGGUGACCGCAGAGAGAAAAUUGUUUGAGAAGCUAAAAAGUUUGGGUUAUAUUAAACCCAGGCCUGAAGGGUUGCCUGUUAGAUCAGCACAUAAUUGAUCAUUUGAGUGCAAUACAUGAGAAUGUCUUGCUUUCUGUAAGACAGAAUUAUCUUCAUACCUGUAUGUAAUUUGAUGCUACAGACAGGAUCAUCAAAUUGCCUUCUUUCAAUCUACUCUAUUCAAUAGGAAGGCAAUAUCCUGCACGGUACUUUCCUAUAUGAAAGGGUGAUUCUUCACAAGAAAAACAUGGUAAUAGAACACUCAAUUCUUCUGGUGUCUCGCCCAUAAAUGCUAUUAUAUGUUAUCUGUUUUAGAGAUCUUUUGGUUUCUUACCCAUAAAUGCCGGUAUAUGAGUGUCUAAUUUCACGCCCUAAUAGUUAAAACCAUGAAAAUGAUUUAGCUUCUGUUUUUGAUUCAUUUGUAUUCUUGCUCAUUGAGAAAGUUUAUGAUAUUAUGGUGGCCCGAUUUGGUGGUCCAGAACUUCUGUUGAGAUUUGUCUUUGUUUGGAGAGGAAGAACAUUGAUUUGAAUGUUGGAAUUAUUCAAAUACUCUCUGUUUUUACAGGUAUAGCAUGGAGAUACUUCGAAAGGGUUACCUUCUUUAGGAGAGCUCUCGUGGUGGGUGAUGUCGAGUGUUGUGUUUUUAUUAGAAGGCAGUGCGAACUUGAAUAAAGGUUUGUUUCCUUGCCCCAUUUGUUGUAAGUUGUGAGGCAUGUAGGUGUUCAUUUUUCUUUGGAUGCAUGUGAUGUAGAUGAGAUCAUUCCUUAUAGUUUCGGGGUGCUUGGGAGAGUAGAUACAUGGUGUCAAAGGUGUGCUCGGUGAAACGAGCUAUAAAAUGGCAACAACUUCGUGAAAAUAAAAAUGUAGAUAUGUUACAUUAACGACUCCUCUAGUGUUAGUUUCACGGAUAUAGAGGAAGAUAAAUAUAGGUAUAUAAGUGUUAGGCGCAUAA